GGGUUUUGAUACUUGCGAGGUGCCGUACUUCAGAAUCCCCGGAAGCACUGCUGCUGUCAUCUAACUAAACAAACAUGGGCUGAUUUUGGAGAACGUCAUUAAGAGGCGUAGUCCUCUGUAUGCAAGUCUAGAGAAGGUGACUGUAAGAACUUUUCUGUAUUUGGUUAAGCUUUUUUAAAAUCAGCCAUGGCUCUGGAGGAAGAGGAAGAGGAGCUGAUCGUCGAAGAGCCCAAGGAGGAGGACAUGUUUACACCUGUGUGUUGCCUGGGUUACCUAUCCAGCAUUAACCUCCUUGUGGCAGUAUGCGUUGGCAUGUAUGUGCGCUGGGAUGUGACGAGUGAACCAACGAUUCUGGUCAUCUUCAUCCUCGGCCUCGUAGUCCUGGGGAUUGCCAGCAUCCUCCAUUACUACUUUGCUAGGAAGAAAGCGAGUCUCAGCUUGUUCCAUUUGUGGUUUGGCUUCUUGCUCGGCCUCCUCUGCUUCCUCAACAGCUCCAGCUUGAGUUCCAAUGUCAUGGAACUGGUCGCCAACUAUCUCCUGUUGGCCAGUGUAUUAAUGAAAGCGAUGUGGGCUUUAAGUGAGCGAAUAUUCAGCUCCAUCCGCCACAAACCCACCUUUCUCACUUCAACUGAGCUACUGGAGCUCCUGGGAUUUGGCGUUGCCAGCAUGACCAUGCUUCUUCACAAGUCGGUAGCCAUUAUAGGUUUGGUGGUGGCCCUGGGGGCUCUCAUUGUGGACCUGAGGAUGAAAUCCCUCCUGGCUUUGCCUAACCUGGUCGGUUUUGCCUUGGUCACCUCUCUCGUGUUUUUCCAGGCCUUAGGCAUCACAGCCAACCCUUAUGCUUUAGGCUGCUACAUGGGCAGGCUGCUGUGUGAGCCUGUGUUGGAUGUGUACUUCAGCGGGCUGGGUCCUAGCGAGCGCUGGAUACCAGUGCUCUCCCUGGGGAGAGUGUGGAGGAGGCUGUCCCUGCUGCCGCUGAGUCUGAUUGAGCUGGCCUUCUUUGUCCUGGCUGCCUUAAAGCUUGGCCACUUGGAGCAGUGGUAUCUGGUGAUUCCUGGCUUCUGUCUGUUUGGCGUUUUCUGGUUCAUUUGCCACGUAAUUCUGCUGAUGACAAUAUGGGGCUUCCACACCAAGUUGAGUGAUUGUCAGAAGGCUUGGCAGGCUCAGCGAUCCAGAAGCCGGAGUCUCAACCAAGUCAUGGCCUCCAGGGGCAUCCGACACUUUUGCCUCAUUUCAGAACGGCUGGUGUUCUUUAGUAUGCUGUCAACGGUCAUACUGGCAGCUGUUUCCUGGCAGCCCUCCAACGGCCUCUUUCUCUGUGCUCUGCUUAUGGUGCUGCCUUUGGAGUCUCUCACCCACGGCUUGUUCCACGAGCUCGGCAGCUGCCUGGGGGGAACCUGUGUUGGCUACGCCCUGGUCAUACCUACUGCUUACUGCAGCGCCGAUGGCCAGCCCACUCUCCUACCACCUGAGCAGGUACAACAGCUGAACAUGCGCUCAACGGGUAUGCUGAACAACGUGCAGCGCCUCUUCUCCCACCACAUGGUCCAGACGUUUGGUUGCGACUACUCCACCAGCGGCGUUACGCUGGAGGCCGUGCAGACGAAGCUCCGCUGCUUCCUGGAGCUUCGUACAGAAGACGGGCCCCGUCACGACACCUAUCUGAUUUUCUACAGUGGCCAUUCGCACAAAGGCACCGGUGCUUGGGCUCUGGCUGGAGGCGAGAGCCUCCACCUGGCCCAGUUGCUGGAGUUGUGGAAGGAGAAGAACGCGGGCCACUUCUCCCGUCUCAUCCUCGUCCUGGAUACUGAAAACUCCCUCCCCUGGGUGAAGGAGAUCCGCAAGGUGGAGGGCAUCUAUGUCGCCGUGCAGGGGGCUGAGCUGUCCUCCACCAGGGUGGAACCAGAAGCUGGAGACACCCCCCUCCUCGGGGACUUCACUUCCGAAUGGGUGGAGUUCAACUGCAACCCGGACAGCGACACCCAGUGGUCGGAAAAGGGAAGGACUGUGACGGCCGCGUACGGCGUGUCCAAGCGCUGGAGCGACUACACGCUUCACCUGCCCACUGGAAGUGACGUGGCCAAGCAUUGGAAGACCCACUUUCCCAAGGCUACAUAUCCCAUGGUGCACCUCUCCAACUGGUGCUGUGGCCUCAACCUGUUCUGGUUGUGUAGCAUGUGCCUGCGCUGCUUCCGGAGGUUUAAGCUAGCUUGGUUCCCACCAGCUGUACUGGACACUGGGCAGGGCAUUAAACUGGUGCACUCUUAGAUAACGGCAGAUAUUGACAUGUACAUUUUGAUGCUGUUAGUUUAUUUUAAUUUUAUUUUUUAUAAAGAGCUGGGUACGAGGUGUUUUAUAGAAAGAACAAAUUAUACUUGUAUGCCUAUAAUACACAAACAGGCACACAGGUUUUAUCUCAUGAGUACAAUGUGGCCUUCGGUCAGAAAGAUUAUUCAACAACUUCCAAUCAUUUUUGCAUUAUGCUUAAUUGCUAUAAUGCAUUGAAGUUGUGCUGUUAUUAUAUCAUAACAUAGGCUCAAUGUUGUAUAGCCCAAAAUGAGGGAUUGAAAAACCGCAGAAAGCAUUAUUUUUAUGGUUCGGGAAAUCACAUUUAUGGUGAAUUGAACUAUAUUUAGUAUGUAGCUAUGGUUUCUUAACAUGAGGUAAACGACCACAUUUUGUGUUAAUAUAUUAUAUUUUGGGGCUGAGUGAUCUAUGAUUUUGAAUACAAUUUUGCCAUUACUGCAAAAGAUUUCUGGUUCUCUUUUUUUUUUUUUUUACAAAGUGCAAUUUUUUUUCAAUAUCUGUGCCUGGAAGAUGGAUUUGGGGUAAUCUUUUAAUAUGAUUGCCUUUAUUUGUUUACAUGUAAAUAUGUGUGUAUAGUUCAUAUAUUUGAACUGUAUAGACUUAAACUGUGUGAGUGGGGAGGGACUCAACAGCACAGACCAACAAUGACUGCUGUGGGGCUGACCUCUGACCCUCUGGUUAUGGGAUGGUAUAACCAAGCAGCCAACCUGAGACUCUUGCUGUGGGAUGUUUCCUGGACUGAACCAAGACCGAUGCUUCCCCUGAAGGCCCUAUAUUAUCUCUCGACAUUGUCCCUGUACUGUGCCUUGCGUUGAUUUACACAAAUGAAUUCUAGUUGAAGUCAUUUGCGCUGCACAAACACAGCAUAUUCAAGUUUUCUAGCUCCUUGCCACGCUUCGAAAAAGUGACAUGUCAUAAUUCAAGAAGCUCCCAAUGCUUUUUAUUGGUGCACUGACCUUAAGAACUUCUAUUGACGAUCCUUUAUUGUCUUCUUUAUUUGCGGCCUUUCUCCUACACAACCUCAAACUCCGGAGUGGAUUGCUGCCUUAAUGGUGUCAAGUGUCACUUUCCACAUGUUGAAUCCCCUUGUGCCUCACUUGAGUUAUAAACUCGAAUAAUAAACUGAUUAAACUUC
Cyclopterus lumpus (lumpfish) is the source of this 3442-nucleotide messenger RNA. It is a transcript of the gene tmem168a, whose product is annotated as transmembrane protein 168a. The transcript has 6 exons. Bases 187 to 2268 code for a protein of 693 amino acids. Lineage: Eukaryota; Metazoa; Chordata; Actinopteri; Perciformes; Cyclopteridae. The record is from RefSeq and is a predicted model, not a curated record.